Messenger RNA from Callorhinchus milii (elephant shark), 1718 nucleotides. It is a transcript of the gene b3gnt7, whose product is annotated as UDP-GlcNAc:betaGal beta-1,3-N-acetylglucosaminyltransferase 7. The record is from RefSeq and is a predicted model, not a curated record. The coding region runs from base 378 to 1607 and encodes 409 amino acids. NCBI's taxonomy places the organism in Eukaryota, Metazoa, Chordata, Chondrichthyes, Chimaeriformes, Callorhinchidae. Gene Ontology annotation, cellular component: membrane. The transcript is spliced from 2 exons. Gene Ontology annotation, molecular function: hexosyltransferase activity.
UAUAAGGGAGUGUGCGCAGAGGAUGGGGUGGGGAGAUAGUGUGAGUGGGUGUCUAUCUGCAAGAGAACAAUCAAUAUAGAGUAUUCCCCUGAGGUGAAGGAGAGAGACACAAGGAUUGCUCCUGGAGCCAGUAAUUGGAGCUUCAUUGACUUUGAGCCACACACACAGAGAGAGAGAGAGAGAGAGAGAGAACACACUAUCACCACACACCACACACUGAGGACCUGCUUCUGCUCUGGACACUACAGCACUUUGCAAACUGCAAUACUCCUGGUUCAGAUCUUUUGCCUUCUCUUCACUCCGUGUGGUUUGCAAAAAAAGUUAAAAGGAAAUCCUGGAUUCCUCUUGUUUUAUACGUAAGAACCGUUCAGGAGAAGAUGAACAUCUGGAGGAGUAGACGACUGCUCAAAUUGUACUGUGCCAUCUGCUGUGCGAUUGUGCUGAGCCUGACAGUGUUCCAUAGAAGUUACAAUGUCAGCCCGGAGCCCACCGGUGCGCCAGUGCGGUUGGACAGAGCGCCGCGAGUGCAGAAUCGAGGGAUCUCCCAGUUCAGAGACUAUGCUUUGAAGCAGGUGGUUGGCAGGAGGUCUAAAAGCCUUGGGGUAAUGGUGUCAGGGAGGGAUAGAGGAGGGAAAGGAGUGGCUAAACAAUGGGAUGUGCUGACAAACAACUGCCACCCCAACCACAACAUCACUCGGGCCAACUGGUUCAAUGACUUGGACGCCAAGUUCAAAGAGUACGUGUUGUACCGGCACUGCCGAUAUUUCCCGAUGAUCCUCAACCACCCGAAGAAAUGCGUUGGAGAUGUCUAUCUCCUGAUCGUGGUCAAGUCCAUCAUCACCCAAUACCACAGGCGGGAGGUCAUCAGGCAAACCUGGGGCAAGGAGAUGGAGAUAGACGGUAAGCGGAUCAAGACCCUGUUCCUUCUCGGGACCUCGUCCAACGUCAAUGAGCGAUCACACUACCAGAAGCUUCUGGAAUACGAGGACCGUCUGUACGGGGACAUACUGCAGUGGGACUUCACUGACUCCUUCUUCAACCUGACCUUGAAGGAGGUCAACUUCCUCAAGUGGUUCUCCACCUACUGCCACAGGGUCCAGCACAUCUUCAAGGGCGACGAUGAUGUGUUCGUCAGCACGGAGAACAUUCUAGAAUACCUUAAGGGGCCUGGCAUUCCUAACCUCUUUGUGGGGGACACGCUGCACAAAGCCAGGCCGAUCAGGAAGAAAGACAACAAGUACUACGUGCCCCUCGCCUUGUACAACAAGACCUUUUACCCGUCGUAUGUGGGCGGGGCAGGCUUCGUGACCAACCAAGCCCUGGCCAGGAAACUGUACCAAGCGUCUGAGACUCUGGAACUGUACCCCAUUGACGAUGUGUUUCUGGGCAUGUGCCUGGAGGUGCUGGGGGUGUCGCCCAUUAGUCACAGCGGCUUCAAGACCUUCGGCAUCGUGAGGAACAAGAACAGCAAGAUGAACUCAGACCCUUGCCUCUACAAACACAUGCUGGUUGUGCACAAACUGCUGACGGCUGAACUCUUAGAAAUGUGGGCGGCCAUUCACAGCAACCUCACCUGUUCCCUUAAAUUGCCCCGCACUUUCAUAUAAUAAUAAUACGUGCAUUUGAUAUAACAACAGCAGCAGCUUGCAUUUAGAUCUUGCCCCCUCACAUAAGGCAGCGUCCUGGAGCGCUUGACAGUGGCAGAGCACGAAGUCGAG